Molecule: messenger RNA, 788 nt
Organism: Culex quinquefasciatus (southern house mosquito)
Lineage: Eukaryota; Metazoa; Arthropoda; Insecta; Diptera; Culicidae
Exons: 2
Coding region: 3-701 (232 amino acids)
Source: RefSeq, a predicted model, not a curated record
ACAUGGUGCAGAUGAACAAGUUGAAGCAAGAUUUCAACCGUAUUUCGGAUGAGCGCGAAGACCUGCAGAGACGAGUACAGCGUUUGGAAAGCAGCAGACCAGCUACCAGAAAGCUGAAGCUUCGCAAGAGCAAAAGUGAAAGCAAUCCUGCGCUGCUUUUCACCCGGAAUGAUCCAACCCACGCUACGAACAGCGCGAUAAAAUCGGAAAUGACGCUCCGUUGGCUCCAGGAUCGGCACACGGCAAGACCUGGAAGUGCCCAGACCGUGCGAAGAUCGCACGUGCUCGAGCGUACGAUUGGGGAUGGCGUGCCGAACGUCCCCGCACUGCAAGAUAUCGCUGAGGUUGACGAAGAGGUUGUUGUGAUGCAGAAAAAUUACAUCGAAGGAGGAUUCGGAGAUGUGGGAAUGGAACAGGUCAAACCAGUUAUUAAGGUGGGGCCAGUUGGUGGUGAUAUCGGUGACGGAAUCGAUGUGGUCGAUUUCUUCAACGACAUUGGCGAUGCUGCCGAUCAGUGGCAACACGAAGACGACGAGAUGUCGACGGACGAUGAGGAGGACGAAUUUGGUGAUUUGACUAAUUCAAUUUCUGGCGCGGAUCUGUUGAAUUUGAUGGCCAAGAAAAAAUCCGUAGAAGGUUUGAGUGACGCGCAGUCGUGCGUGCAGUCCUUAUUUCGAAACGUUUACAAGGAUGAAGAGUGAAAUUAGUUUAUUUUGAUACAACAAUAUUCAAGUAAAUUUUGCGUCAGGAAAAUCGGUGUUUCGGAACCAAAAUAAAAUAUCAAUAAA